CCUCCGUCACUGCAGCUCUUUUCUUCAGUCUCAUCCACCAGCUCAGUUUUUGGAGUGUUUCUGUGUCUGUGUGAUCAAUUGUCAUUACUGAUUGUCUACACCACUCACACACAUCCCAACACCAUGUCUGUUCAACUCACUCCCUCCAAGCAGGCUGCGUCUUCCCUCGAGAACCUCAAGAUGAGCGAUUCGCCUGUUAAGAAGCUCAACUUCGGCGCUGCCGACAAGGAGAACACGCCCUCCACCUUCGACGUCACCGACAAGCCCGUCGAGAAGCCUACCGAAGCCCCAAAGGUCGCACCCGGCAUCAAGGCAAUGGAGGCCAACGAGCCUCUGCUUCAAGAGAACCCCCACCGUUUCGUCCUUUUCCCCAUCAAGUACCACGAGAUCUGGCAGAUGUACAAGAAGGCUGAGGCCUCUUUCUGGACCGCUGAAGAGAUCGAUCUGUCGAAGGAUCUGCACGACUGGCACAACCGUCUGAACGACGAUGAGCGCUACUUCAUUUCCCACGUUCUUGCCUUCUUCGCGGCCUCGGAUGGCAUUGUCAACGAAAACCUGGUCGAGCGCUUCAGUGGCGAGGUUCAGGUGCCUGAGGCUCGUUGCUUCUACGGAUUCCAGAUCAUGAUGGAGAACAUUCACUCCGAGACCUACUCUCUGCUCAUCGACACCUACAUCAAGGAGCCCAAGCAGCGCACCUACCUCUUCGACGCUAUUGAUACCAUUCCUUGCAUUGCCAAGAAGGCCGAAUGGGCCAUCCGGUGGAUCCAGGACCGCGAAUCGACGUUCGCCCAGCGUCUGGUGGCCUUUGCCGCCGUGGAGGGUAUCUUCUUCUCCGGUUCUUUUGCUUCCAUCUUCUGGCUCAAGAAACGUGGUCUCAUGCCCGGCUUGACCUUUUCCAACGAGCUCAUCUCCCGUGAUGAGGGUCUGCACACUGACUUUGCCUGCCUGCUGUUCUCGCACCUGAACAACCGCCCCAGCAAGCAGGUGGUUGAGGACAUCAUCGUCGAGGCUGUCGGCAUUGAGCAGGAGUUCCUGACGGACGCGCUGCCCUGUGCUCUGCUGGGUAUGAACUCCAAGUUGAUGUGCCAGUACAUUGAGUUCGUGGCCGACCGCCUGCUGGUGGCGCUGGGUAACAAGAAGUACUACAACGCGACCAACCCCUUCGACUUUAUGGAGUCGAUCUCGUUGGCGGGCAAGACCAACUUCUUCGAGAAGCGGGUGGGAGACUACCAGAAGGCUGGUGUCAUGGCCAGCACGAAGAAGAAGGAAGAGGAGGAGACCAAGACGUCGUCGGGCGGUCUCAGCUUCGAUGAGGACUUUUAGAUGAUGCCACUAUACCCGGUCUGGCACAGCCACGAUGUUUGCUUUGGUUUUACGAGGAUAUUUGAGUAUACGCAUGGGUUUGGCGUUGGAGGUUAUUAAUGGUUGUAUUUAGAUGAAUGUACAUUGGAUAUAUGAGUACUCUACUGUUUCUGUUUUAGUAUGCACGCACCGCUGCCUUGUCGAUCUCCAC
Messenger RNA from Aspergillus ibericus CBS 121593, 1513 nucleotides. RefSeq names its product ribonucleotide-diphosphate reductase subunit RNR2. The coding region runs from base 124 to 1323 and encodes 399 amino acids. The record is from RefSeq and is a predicted model, not a curated record. Gene Ontology annotation, biological process: deoxyribonucleotide biosynthetic process. Gene Ontology annotation, molecular function: oxidoreductase activity. NCBI's taxonomy places the organism in Eukaryota, Fungi, Ascomycota, Eurotiomycetes, Eurotiales, Aspergillaceae. The transcript has 4 exons.